AUGGCUAGACAGCCACGUGCCCCACCCAAGGGAGAGCAAGCAAGGGAACACAGAGGCAACACCCCCCCAUCCAGGGGAAGCCCACAGGCCCAAGGCCACCAACCCCGGCACGACCUGAGCCCACAGCCACAGGGCCCCACCAACCCGAGACCCGCCCCGCCCCCCGGCGGGGAGCCCGCCAUGCACCAGAGAGGCCAGAGCCCCCCCAACCCUCGGCCCCAACGGGGCGGGCCACGGCCCACCAUGACGACCCAGCCCACCGCCCCCGGGCCAACCCAUACACCCCGUGGGGAAGACGGCGGGGGGCCACAGCAGCCCCCCACCCCCACACCAGCCAGGGGCAAAACCCCAGGGAGACCGGGGAGAGCAGGCCCCCAGCCCAGCCAGAAGCCAAACCCUUCACAGGCGCAGACAGUGUCCAGACCAUCCCAGAGCUACCCAAACCACCGGCAGGGCGACCACCACACAGCAGCAGGGUCCAAGCAACCACCCAGCCCAGUCCCGCACAGAGACGCCGACCACCAACCCAGAGCCACCGGCGACACCCCCGCAGCAGAAACUGUCAGCGCUGAUUUCUGA
Molecule: messenger RNA, 579 nt
Organism: Plectropomus leopardus (leopard coralgrouper)
Lineage: Eukaryota; Metazoa; Chordata; Actinopteri; Perciformes; Serranidae
Source: RefSeq, a predicted model, not a curated record